This is a messenger RNA of Brassicogethes aeneus, 627 nucleotides long. Lineage: Eukaryota; Metazoa; Arthropoda; Insecta; Coleoptera; Nitidulidae. The record is from the annotation of a GenBank genome assembly.
UUAAAAAGUAAGGUUAUGUAGUGAGAAGAAGAAGAUUAGCCUGUACAAUUAAAAUGUCAGGAUUGUUAAAAAUAUUUUCUCCCUCUGUUUUAUUUAAAAGAAAUUUAGGUAAAAGAUAUUAUAAAUGGCAUGAUGAAGGAAUUCAGUAUCCAUGUUUUAAGUAUUAUCCAAGACAUCCCGAGUUUAAAGACCCCCCUUAUGAACCAACAAAACUAUUCAGAGUAGAGAGAAUAAAACCUCUUAAAGGUUUACCUUACUGGGAGAAAAACAUACUUAAAGAAUUCAAGUUAGAUGGGAAGAAAAACUCCUAUAAUGUAAUCAAAAACAUACCAGAAAAUAAUGGAAGAUUGUGGAAAAUAAAACAUCUUAUUAAAAUAACACCAAUAACAUUUCCUAAUGGUUUUCCUACAGAUACUAAUGGAACAUAUUUGAAGGAAAAUGGUGAAUUAGAAGUUGUACAAAAAUUGCAAUUUCAAGAGGAAAAAUUGAAAAUCACAGACCAAUUUAUUAACGAUAAAAAGAAGUUGGAUGGAGAUACAUUAAGAAGGAAUUCUAGAUUAAAGUGGCUAACUGGUUGGGAAUGUUAAAUAUACCUGGAUAAUUAAAAUAAUUUUUUAUUAACAAUAA